Molecule: messenger RNA, 1733 nt
Organism: Jaculus jaculus (lesser Egyptian jerboa)
Lineage: Eukaryota; Metazoa; Chordata; Mammalia; Rodentia; Dipodidae
Gene: Fkbp8
Product: FKBP prolyl isomerase 8
Exons: 9
Coding region: 115-1353 (412 amino acids)
Molecular function (GO): peptidyl-prolyl cis-trans isomerase activity; protein binding
Source: RefSeq, a predicted model, not a curated record
CGUCCGAACCUGGUUCCCGAGGCGCGGCGGCCGCGGCUGGGGGCGGGGAGGGGGCGCAGGACCCCAGGUGGGGGUCCCCGAGGAGGAGGACCAGUUCCCGUCCCCCCCAGCAGCAUGGCAUCUUGGGCAGAGCCCUCUGAGCCUGCUGUCCGGCCACCUGCUGGGGUGCCACCAUUGGAGGACUUCGAAGUGCUUGAUGGUGUUGAAGAUGCAGAGGGGGAGGAGGAAGAAGAGGAGGAAGAGGAAGAAGAUGACCUGAGUGAGCUGCCACCACUUGAGGACAUGGGACAGCCCUCAAUGGAGAAGACUGAGCAGCCAGGAGCCCUUGCCAGAGAGUUCCUGGCGGCCACUGAGCCUGAGCCAGCACCGGCCCCUGCCCCGGAAGAGUGGCUGGACAUUUUGGGAAAUGGGCUGUUGAGGAAGAAGACGCUGGUUCCAGGCCCACUGGGCUCAGGCCGCCCGCUCAAAGGCCAGGUGGUGACUGUGCACUUGCAGAUGUCGCUGGAGAAUGGCACGCGGGUGCAAGAGGAGCCUGAACUGGUGUUCACACUGGGUGACUGUGAUGUCAUACAGGCUCUAGACCUCAGUGUCCCACUCAUGGAUGUGGGUGAGACUGCCAUGGUCACUGCUGACUCCAAGUACUGCUAUGGUCCACAGGGCAGCAGGAGCCCGUACAUUCCCCCGCACGCGGCCCUGUGCCUGGAAGUCACCCUGAAGACAGCUGUGGAUGGGCCUGACCUGGAGAUGCUGAGUGGGCAGGAGCGGGUGGCCCUAGCUAACCGGAAGAGGGAGUGUGGUAAUGCCCAUUACCAGCGUGCAGACUUUGUGUUGGCUGCCAACUCCUACGACCUGGCCAUCAAGGCCAUCACCUCCAGCGCCAAAGUGGACAUGACUUUUGAGGAGGAAGAGCAGCUAUUGCAGCUGAAGGUGAAGUGUCUGAACAACCUGGCGGCCUCACAGCUGAAGCUGGACCACUACCGUGCUGCGUUGCGCUCCUGCAGCCUCGUGCUUGAACACCAGCCGGACAACAUCAAGGCACUCUUCCGCAAGGGCAAGGUGCUGGCUCAGCAGGGUGAGUACAGUGAGGCCAUUCCCAUUCUGAGGGCUGCACUGAAGCUGGAACCUUCCAACAAGACGAUCCACGCAGAGCUCUCCAAGCUGGUGAAGAAGCGUGCCGCCCAGCGGAGCACAGAGACUGCACUCUACCGGAAGAUGCUGGGCAACCCCAGCAGACUGCCUGCCAAGUGUCCUGGCAAGGGGGCUUGGUCCAUUCCAUGGAAGUGGCUGUUUGGGGCAACUGCUGUGGCCCUGGGGGGCGUGGCUCUUUCUGUCGUCAUCGCUGCCAGGAACUGACUGUCUGGGUGGCUGCCACUCCUUCUGCGCAUUGUGGAUCCUACCCUGUGCUCCCCAGCCCUCAGGCUCCCUGUCUACUGCCCACCCCAGCUGAGCCCCCUCCUCUGGGUUGGGGAAGCAAGGAUUGGGGGUCACAUGGCCCAGUGAUCAGGAGGGACUGAGGCCUGGAAAGGGGAGCCAGGUGCAGCCCAGAUGGAGGGGUUCUGUAACUCCAGACUCAGCUCCUUCCCUCUUCCUGCUCUCUGGGCGGCCUCAGCUGAUGGCCUCAAGUCUCUUCUGGUCAACAGGUCUGGGGGCAGCCCUACCUACCAGCCCCUCUUGCCCUGCCUGCCACCCUCUGCCUCUGCUUCCCCCACAGUAAAAUAAAGCCUCACCCCGCA